CAGACAGUUGGCAACUUCUGCGCACUGUACACUUCAGCAUGCGCUGACCCUGCUGUGGCAUUUUAUGUGGCCUACCACUUUGUGGGCGAGUUGCUGUUACUCCCAGUUGCUUCCAAUUUGUUAGAAUACCAACAGUUGACCGUGGCUUAUUUAGUAGCAAGGAAAUUGCACAGGUGGCAACCAAUCAUGGUACCACGCUUGAAUUCACUGAGCUGAGAGCGACCCAUUUUUUCACAAAAUGUUUCUAGAAGCAGUCUGCAUGCCUAGGUGCUUGAUUUUAUACACCUGUGGCCAUGGAGGUGAUUGGAACACCUGACUUCAGUGAUUUUGGAGGGGCAUCCCAAUACUUUUGGCAAUAUAGUGUAUA
Staurois parvus is the source of this 367-nucleotide messenger RNA. The record is from the annotation of a GenBank genome assembly. NCBI's taxonomy places the organism in Eukaryota, Metazoa, Chordata, Amphibia, Anura, Ranidae.